Spea bombifrons (plains spadefoot toad) is the source of this 3126-nucleotide messenger RNA. It is a transcript of the gene HYOU1, whose product is annotated as hypoxia up-regulated 1. The transcript is spliced from 24 exons. Gene Ontology annotation, cellular component: endoplasmic reticulum chaperone complex. The coding region runs from base 6 to 2918 and encodes 970 amino acids. Gene Ontology annotation, biological process: negative regulation of hypoxia-induced intrinsic apoptotic signaling pathway; cellular response to hypoxia; endoplasmic reticulum unfolded protein response. NCBI's taxonomy places the organism in Eukaryota, Metazoa, Chordata, Amphibia, Anura, Pelobatidae. Gene Ontology annotation, molecular function: ATP-dependent protein folding chaperone; ATP binding. The record is from RefSeq and is a predicted model, not a curated record.
CCGAGAUGCACAUGACUGAGCUGCGGAGGGAUCCCUUGAAGAUGGGUUUACCUGUCUGGGCUUUGGGACUAUUUUUCCUCGUCACUUUUCUACCAUCACAAACAGGCUCUGUUGCUGUCAUGUCGGUUGAUAUGGGCAGUGAAUGGAUGAAAGUGGCCAUUGUCAAACCAGGAGUUCCAAUGGAAAUUGUCUUAAACAAGGAGUCUCGAAGGAAAACACCUGUGGCAGUAGCUUUGAAAGAGGAUGAACGUCUGUUCGGUGAUAACGCUUUGGGAAUGGCGGUCAAAAACCCCAAGAUUACAUUCCGUUUCUUUCAAGACCUGCUUGGUAAAAGGGCAGAAAAUCCACAGGUUGAGGCUUUUAAGGCCAAGUUUCCUGAAUACCAGAUUGAGAAGGAUGAACGCCGUGGCACCGUUGCCUUCAAACUAUCCGAUGAGUUAAUGUAUUCGCCUGAGGAGGUCUUGGGGAUGUUGCUGAAUUAUUCCAGGUCUCUGGCUGAAGAAUUUGCAGAACAGCCUGUGAAGGAUAUCGUAAUUACUGUUCCCGUCUUCUUUAACCAGGCAGAGCGUAGAGCAGUUUUACAUGCUGCUCAGCUCGCAGGCCUCAAGGUUUUACAACUUAUUAAUGACAACACGGCUGUGGCUCUGAAUUACGGUGUGUUCCGUAGGAAAGACAUCAACGCUACCGCACAGAGUAUCAUGUUUUAUGACAUGGGAUCUAGGAGUACAAAAUGCACUAUUGUCACUUACCAAACUGUGAAGACUAAAGACUCUGGCACUCAACCCCAGCUUCAAAUACGUGGAGUCGGGUUUGAUCGCACACUUGGAGGACUGGAGCUGGAUUUACGCCUUCGGGAUCAUUUGGCCAAGCUCUUUAAUGAGCAAAAGAAGUCCAAGAAGGAUGUGCGGGAAAACCCACGAGCUAUGGCUAAACUUCUUAAGGAGGCAAACCGUGUUAAGACAAUUCUAAGUGCAAACAAUGACCACAUGGCUCAGAUUGAAGGCCUCAUGGAUGACAUUGAUUUCAAAGCAAAGGUGACACGCCAAGAGCUUGAAGAACUAUGCACUGAUAUAUUUACAAGAGUGUCUGUCCCGGUGCAGCAGGCUCUAAGCAGUGCCGAAAUGAACAUGGAUGAAAUUGAUCAGGUUAUCCUGGUGGGGGGAGCCACUCGUGUCCCCAAAGUUCAGGAGCUGUUGCUUAAGGCUGUUGGAAAGGAGGAACUGGGAAAGAAUAUCAAUGCAGAUGAGGCAGCAGCCAUGGGAGCCGUGUAUCAGGCAGCUGCUCUCAGCAAAGCAUUCAAAGUAAAACCUUUUGUGGUGAGAGAUGCUGCCGCAUUCCCCAUUCAGGUGGAGUUUACCAGAGAAGUAGAAGAAGAGAAUGAAAAGAAAAGUCUGAAGCACAACAAGAGAAUUCUGUUUCAGAGAAUGGCCCCCUACCCCCAGCGCAAAGUCAUCACCUUCAAUCGCUACAAUGAUGACUUUGAAUUCAAUAUCAACUAUGGAGAUCUCACCUUUCUGGGGCCUGAGGAUCUGCAGAUUUUUGGAUCACUGAACCUGACUACAGUAAAGUUGAAUGGGGUUGGAGAAAGCUUUGAGAAAAGAUCUGACUAUGAAUCUAAAGGCAUCAAAGCCCACUUCAACAUGGAUGAAAGUGGCCUGCUAAGCCUUGACCGGGUUGAGGCUGUCUUUGAGACAAUGGUGGAGGAAAAGCCAGAGCAGGAAUCCACAUUGACAAAGCUCGGGAAUACUAUAUCUAGCCUUUUUGGAGGUGGUGGCACCACACAAGAAAAUAAGGAGAAUACCACUGACAGUGUUCAGGAAGAUGAGGACCCACCUAACGAAGCCACAAAGGAAGAGGAUCAGGAAUCCACAGAACCACCAAGUGAGCAAGAUAGCAAAAAGGAAACCCCAACAGAGGGUGAAAAACAAGAAGAACAGAAAGAGGGAGAGACAGCAGGCGGGGACCAGAAAGCUGCAGAGGAAGAGGCAAAAAAGGAAAGUGAGACUGUAAAAGCCCCCGAAGGAGAAUCUAAGAAACCUGUAAUUCCUAAAAAACAGAAGGUGGUUGAUGAAAUAGAAGCAUCGCAGACUGUUAAUGAUGUUCCAGAUUUUCUGGAGGAAGAGAUGAAAAAGGCCUCCAAAAGGCUUCAAGAUCUGACAGAUAGAGAUCUACAGAAACAUGAGAGAGAGAAGGCUGCCAACAGUCUUGAAGCGUUUAUCUUUGAGACACAGGAUAAACUCCGUCAGAAGGAAUUUCUCAAAGUUUCCACUGAGGAGCAGAGGGAAGAGAUCUCCAGCAAGCUCAGCCAGGUAUCCAACUGGUUGGAGGAUGAGGGAUAUGGCGCCACCACCAAGGAACUGAAAGACAAACUGGCAGAGCUCAAGAAACUGUGCAAGUCUCUGUUUUUCAAGGUGGAAGAAAGAAGGAAGUGGCCCGAUAGAUUAGCGGCCCUGGAUAGUUUGCUUAAUCACUCCAGCAUCUUCCUAAAGAGUGCUAGGAUGAUCCCUGAUGAUGAUCAGAUUUUCACAGAUGUGGAGCUUAACACAUUAGAAAAGUUGAUCUCUGAUACAUGGACUUGGAAGAAUGAAACUCUUGCUGAGCAAGCCAAGCUGGUCGCUACAGAGAAGCCUGUGUUACUGUCCAAGGACAUUGAGCAAAAGUUAGGAGCCCUGGACAGAGAAGUGCAAUACCUACUCAAUAAGGCCAAGUUCUCCAAACCUAAACCGAAGAAGAAAAGCAAUGCAACAAAGUCCGACAAGAACACAACAGAGAAUGAAGAAAAAGUCAUUCCUCCUACGAGUAAAGAAGAAAAGCCUAUUGAUCCAGAGCCAAUAACUGAACCUCCUGUAGAAGAAAAGAGCGAGACUCCAGAGCUAGGUUCAGAAGCAGGUAAUCCAGGGCACGCCCAGGAGUUUUAACGAUGUGGUCUAGUGUCUGGAUAUUCGACAUCGCAGAAGACACCAGAGCUGCCAGAAGAAAACCCCAAAACUGAGUUAUAACCAUCCUUGAACCCUGUUGGCCCUAAUAUUUAUUAACAUUACUUUUUUUGUAAUGGACCAUGUUUAUUUUUAUGCCAACAUAGCCCUGGCCUACUUCACCUGUACUCCCACCAUCAACCGCCCCCCC